This is a messenger RNA of Aspergillus pseudonomiae, 1485 nucleotides long. RefSeq names its product clathrin light chain CLC1. The coding region runs from base 231 to 965 and encodes 244 amino acids. Gene Ontology annotation, cellular component: clathrin coat of trans-Golgi network vesicle; plasma membrane; clathrin coat of coated pit. Gene Ontology annotation, biological process: clathrin coat assembly; clathrin-dependent endocytosis; intracellular protein transport. Gene Ontology annotation, molecular function: structural molecule activity; clathrin heavy chain binding. The record is from RefSeq and is a predicted model, not a curated record. The transcript is spliced from 4 exons. Lineage: Eukaryota; Fungi; Ascomycota; Eurotiomycetes; Eurotiales; Aspergillaceae.
GAGAUGUUUUGUUACCAAGAAGUACUCAGUGAAGCUCCGUUACACCUUCUAAGCUUUACUCACCGCCUUGAACGGCAGAAUCAUUCCCCCGGGAGACAAUCAACACCCCAUCUGUACCGCUUCUAGACGCCAGCUGGACCAUCACAUUCCCGUCAACUUCCCCUGACCACCUCCUUUGAUCAAGAACUCAUUGUGCAUUCAGAACCAGCUCUAUCAGACUCACAGCUAUCAUGGCAGACCGAUUCCCCUCACUAGAAGACUUCUCCGCUGGCCAAACUGAAGUCGUGGAGACCAACGGCACAGAUGCCGAUGAUUUCCUAGCCCGCGAACGAGCCGUUCUAGGUGACGAUGCAGAGCAGUUUGCUACCCCUCAAGACCACGUCGCUAACACCGACGGUGCAAAUGCUGGCGAUGACGAUUUACUGGGCGGUGCGGACGAGACUCCAGCUGGCGCAGCCCCCGAGAUCUCCGGAUUUGAAUCUUCUUUCCCUGCUAUUGAGACACAGAAUGAGCAAGUUGCGCCUGGCGGCAUGAUCACUGGAACCGGCGCUCCUUUCCCGCCCACGGGCUUCUCAAGCUACCAAACUCCGGAGGAGGAAUCCGAGCCCGUUAGGGAAUGGCGCGAAAGACGAGAUGCGGACAUUGCACGCCGCGCGGAGAUUUCUGAAGAAAAGAAGCAAGCGACUGUUAAGAAGGCUCAAGAAGAUAUCGAUGACUUUUACGUUUCCUAUAACAAUAAGACCGAUAAAUUGCAUGCUCAGACUCGUGCGGAUGCCGAACAAUUCCUCGCCAAUCGCGAAGACACUUCUUCCGGAGGUACCAGCUGGGAUCGCAUCGCAAAACUUGUUGAUGUCUCUGGAAAGGGUGCCAAGGGUGGUGCAAGCGGAUCUGGCAAGGAGCGUUUCCGUCAGCUGUUGGUUGAUCUGAAGAAGGAUGAGAAUGCCCCCGGUGCCAGUGGCAUCUAGACCUUGUUUGCAUUACAAUGCAUUUAUUAUGAUUUCAUUAUUCUAUCCUCCUUGCCAGGUGCAUAGCACUCUUUUUCUCGAUCCAGAUACUCCAUUACACAAGUUCUAUUCUUCGGAUACUCAGUUACGGUUGCGUUCUGUUCUUUAUUUUCUUUCAACCGUGUUUUUCUAUUGGAACUUUAACUUCUUGAAACUUAUGUAGGUAGAUAAUAUGCAACUUGUUCCGUACAGCGUACAUAGACUGCUAGUAUACCAGCAAUAAGCCUCACUUCAAAGUGAAUAUAUUGAUUGAGUUUACUAUAGACAACUCAGGAGUAGCCUGGGUAAUUAGUUAAUAUAUCUACAAAGUACAACCCAGUCACAUUGUACAGAAAGAAGCAUUGCAUAUUAAAAAUGUAUUAGAGGUGAAUAGUAAUUGGACAAUGCACUAUUUUUGAAACAUGCAGAAAGAUAUACACGUCAUUGCAGUCGGCCAGUAUCCUGCAAAAAUCUUUAGUCAAGUUCAGUAAUAUCACCACCC